Molecule: messenger RNA, 1447 nt
Organism: Aureobasidium subglaciale EXF-2481
Lineage: Eukaryota; Fungi; Ascomycota; Dothideomycetes; Dothideales; Saccotheciaceae
Exons: 3
Coding region: 264-1106 (280 amino acids)
Source: RefSeq, a predicted model, not a curated record
UUUAUUUUAGGCGUCACGCUAGAUUCAGAGCCGUGCAAUCAAGCUCCCUGGCUGAGCUCGGGGAUCACUCAGGGCAUUCGUUUUGUGAAGUAAUCAAAAGGCAGCCGUUUCCACUGCCUCUCAAGUCCUGCCUUCUGGCAUACCAUUCCUCUCAUCGUACUUGAGUAUCAUUCCCUGGAAUUACUCCUACAACUGUACAGACAUUUGCUAGCCCGCAGACCGAGCCAAAUCUACAACGCUCGCAGUCAUCUCAUCGAGCAAACAUGUCUAUCUUAUCGAAGCUCAAAGGCGCCAAAAAGGCAGCGGACGACCACAAGGCGAAAAAUGAGACACAGGAUACCAAGCCUACUAACGCUGUUCCCUACAAACACGUUCCUACUCACGCCGCUACCGAUGCUAUGACCAGUUCACCUGGAGGCUGGAAAGUCGAGGAAAUUGCAUACCAGAACAAAGCCCGACUCAGCAGGAUCGGAAGCGACUACUCUACUCGUCCAUCAACUUCGCACACCACAACACGAUCCAACAGCAGACCAGGAUUCAACAGGGCAAACAGCGACUCAUCUCUCGACUUUGCACCGUCUGCCCAGGCCUUCACACUACCAGUCAGAUCAUCAGGCUCAUCCAUGAAGUCGGCCGCUGUUUCCCGCAACACGAGUUUCCAGGGUCUUGAGAAAGUUAUGGAGUCUAAUGAUCGCGAUCAGGAGCCCGUAUUUGCAGCUGCACUACUGGCCAACAGGACUAAGGCGUCACGCUCCCCUCGUGGCUCAACACGAAGCUCGUUAGGCAAGAGUCCUUUAUCUAGUGUUGAAUCAUCCACCGAGUCGUCGCCUGCAGAGAGUGAAAACAGUUCUCCUUCCGGUUCAAGCAGUGGUCAAAUUGAGCUCAGAUCCGAGGCAGUUGCUUACGCGCCCCCAAAUGAGAUUCAUCCCGGUCACAGAGUGAACCAGAUGCCUGUUGAGAAACCACAGGCCGAACGUAAAUACUUUGGCCACAACAAGGCACCUGCCUCUGAAGCAAAGGAGAUUUCCAUUCCAGCCCCUGUCGUCGUCAAGAAGGAACGCUUUUCUUUCUUGAAGAGGGGCAAUGGUGCUGUUGCCGCUCAUUGAGCAUACCAGCGAGACUCACCCCCAUCGACCUGCGAUGGCAUUUCAUGGGUAAUUGCAGGUUCUACACGGAUAAAACGUCCAUGACGAGCGAAAUGACCUUUCCACUUGAAGGAAAACGCCUUUUUACGAUUCUCCUUUGUUGUCAGCUUUGAUUUUUGUUGGGGUUAUGUUGAACAGAUUGGGUUCGAUUCAGGAGUUGGAAAUGUUAUAGUCGUAGCGACAGUUGCGUAUGGGUCCGGGGUCGUACUCUGAAAUUUCUAGAAUGCAGGGGUGUUGUGGGUACCCAGCAACACCAAGAUGCGAAGACGAUAAAUGCAAUCACGAUCUUACCAGUGUCCCUA